Messenger RNA from Pygocentrus nattereri (red-bellied piranha), 4855 nucleotides. RefSeq names its product mucin-5AC. The coding region runs from base 477 to 1421 and encodes 314 amino acids. Lineage: Eukaryota; Metazoa; Chordata; Actinopteri; Characiformes; Serrasalmidae. The record is from RefSeq and is a predicted model, not a curated record. The transcript is spliced from 5 exons.
AUCAGUCCGCUCUCAGCGCGGCGUCACGGCGCUGCAGUGCUUUACUGGACCGGGCUGUGCUGGAGCUGCUGGCCGCUCCGCUCUCGGCACGACUGAGUGAACAGAAGCCGGUGUGAGAGACCGGGCCCGCCGCUGAGACCCUCUGCGAUGGAGACAGUGUCUUUUUGUUGUGAACAGCUGAGCGCCGUAGGAGUGAGUGAAGGGUGAAACACGUGGCAUAUGAGCUCAGGGAGUGAUAGAGCGAGAGUGAGAGAGAGAGAGAAGGGAAGGGAAGAGAAGAGAAGAGAAGAGAGUUGAACUGCGGGUUCAGUCUGAGGAGCCGAGCGCGCUGAGGAGCAGCUCAGUCAACAGCAGGGAAGUUCGCUCGGCUAGCAGCUUAGCUAGAAACCCACACAUAAGCGACGGCGGUCUCGGUUCAGUUUAGGUGGUCUUAAGUUAUUUUAGUUAGGCUACUGUUUCUUAUUUUACCACAAACCAUGAGGGGAACCGUUACCCUGAGCGUCCUGCUCGUCUUGUGCUACAGUUCCUUCACAAGAGGUGACCUUGACCCAGGCCCAUCCCUGGCUCCUACCAACUCUAGCCUGCCAGAAACCCCAUCACCUCCCAACCACAACUCCUCUCCUAUAGAUCCCAGCUCCCCUGCAAUCUCUACACCUUCACAUCUUAAUACCUCCUCAGAGGUAUACAGCAGUACUGCAGCUCCACUUUCAGCUAAUGACACUGUUGGCCACAGUGGAAAUGACACCACAGACGCCAUCAGAAACAGCACAGAGGCACCAGCCUCUACCACAGCAGCUGCUGGUACUGCAGUCGCACCAGUGAGCAGUACAAGUGUUUCUGGAAACCUCACGUACAGUACAGAGGGAUCUGGCCUUUCAACAAGAGAUAACCACACUCUCUCCACCACGACAGCACCCACCACUCCCACCCUGACAAGCACCCAGUCACCCAAAGCCAAGUCCCAUUCCAGCACACCAGCUCCCACCACAGUGUCUCAGACCCUUUCUGCCUUGACAACUGUGUCCCAGAAUACCACUGCUAGCCGAACGUCGACAAUCACCAGCCCAGAGGCGGCAACUGCUCAAUCCAAGCAGACAUCUUCAACAGUUACUACUAAAGGAGCAAGUACUACAACCACAACCACCACCCUUCAGACUACAGAGACCAGCAAGCCCCACAGCAGCACUGAAGCUCAUGCAGACACACCCUCUGAGCUGAAUGUCGGAGAUGAAUCCAGUGCUACCAUGGAUCCGCUCUUGGCUGGCCUUGUGUCCGUGUUUGUGGUGACUGCUGCUAUUGUCUCCCUCCUAAUAUUCCUGAAAUUCAGACGCCAUAACGAGCGCCCAGAAUUCCGUCGACUCCAAGACCUCCCUAUGGACGAUAUGAUGGAGGACACCCCUCUCUCCAUGUACAGCUACUGAGUGACUGAGAGAAACGCUUAAAGCCGUGAAUGAGACACAGGCCUCCUCUGAGCUCACCUGCCCUGAAUCCCACCAUUCCUUUAUUUCAGAAGAGAAGUUUUGUUUUUAAGGGGCCAUCACUUUUAACCUGUCUUUAUUUUUUAAGGGGGCAUCUCAUGCACUCCUGUAAGGGGAAGGUAACUCAAAAUCCUGGGCCAAAGUAAAAUGUUUUUAUUUCUGUUAAAGAAGGAAAAUGAAUAGAAGGGAGAGGCUUAGUCCUUUUUUUUAAAUCCCUCACAGUGAGGGUGAACGAUUCUGCUUAAAUACACCCCCCAUCAAGAUCCACUAGUUCACUGCCCAUUAGUGACACCCACUGCACAAAUGACAUCCGAUUCAGUCAAAGAACCUGAAUCGUAGCUUAUUUUGUGAAAUGACGAGCUUAAAGUAAUUAGAGGGAACCAAAUACAAAGACCAAAGGAGAAAUGUGCCUUUACCACAAAAUAUUGAAGCUCCAGGCCAGAUUUAAGUGGAAUCAGUGUAUUAAAACUAUUCUGUAUGUUUAGGAUUUUUUUUCCUAAUGUGUGUGUUCUGGUUGCUGUAGAAGUGGAUUUUUAUACACAACUUGCAGGCAGGAGAUGCAGCGCAAUCUUUGAAGAUCAUCAGGACAGCCAGGGGUUGACCUUCGAUCCUGAUCUUAUAUUAAUACAGCAGACCAAUUUGAAAUGUGUAAAAGGUGCCCAAGCAUGUAAUUCACAUGCAGUGUAGCUCAUGUGUAUAAGCAAAGCUGUUUUAUUUGAUUCAGUCUUAGUACAUCCUUUGAUUUUAAAAUGAUACCCUGCAAACUUGAUUUGACACAAAACUGAAGGAAGUUUGGGGUAGGGGUUCGAGUUUGAUGGGCUCCUCAAGUUUACUGUAGAACAGGGUCUUCAAAUCCAGCCUUUGUGUCCAGUGUCUGGUCCUGGAUUUUGUACUCACUUGUUUUACACCUUACAGUCAACCUGAUAUCAAAAUAGACAAUUUUGGUUUUUGACUUUUUACAGCAUUUCACUUAUAAAAAGAUUGUAAUUUAAACAUUGAGAUGUGAACAUUCAGAGUGAUUUGAUGUUAAAUGGUUAACUGUAGAUUUCAAGCCAAAAUCUUCUCUCAAACAGGACAUCACACAGAUUUCUUGUGACAAUUUCAUGUUACUUUCUGCUAGGAAGCUUUAAGGUUCACACUUCAGACACCUGGUUCCUAUCACCACCUCUGUGAACAGUUCUGACUUGGUGAGUUUCUCUCAAACAUAGCAUUUCACAUUAAACCACUCUGAAAUGGCUUGGUUUAUAACCAUUUAAAGUUAUGUAAAAAUGUAGAAAAGUUGAUGGAAUUCCCCUUUAUGUGGUCCAGACUUGCUGGCAGGUCCAUUCCUCAAUCCUAUGACUUCAGUAUAAUUCUGGUUUAAACUACUUUAUAUGUAUUUACUGAAUAAUAAGCCAUAGAAUGUUUUAAAGCUGGGAAUUUAUGGUGUUAAUUCAAAUGUUGUAAGAUUUGUGAUUACAAAAUCCAGGACAUGAAAACUGGGUUUAAAUUCCAGAUCUGCUGUAGAUCCUUAAAUGUAAGAACCUGUCGGCAGAAGUAACUUAUAUAGCAUGUAACUCUUCUUUACAUCAUCUUAUUGCUGUUGUCGGAAAAAAAUCUCGUUAUUCAAUUUUUGAGAAUUUGAAAACGGCUGUUGUCUUUUACAUUUUGUGUAAAUUUCAUGAUGAACGGACCAAAAGAAACGGCUUAAAAUUACUUGGAAAAAAGUCUGGUUCCAUUGACUUGCAUUAAAAGUAAAGUAGGUUUUUUCCUUCUCCUGUAAAGUUACCAUUUUGGGGAGAGGUUUUCUUCCGACAACGGCGAUAUACAUAAUUAAUGGAAUUGAAACCCACAAACGGUGGAGCUCAGAAAGCAGCUAAAGAGGCAUCUUUAACAAGAAGUUUUAGUGAUGAAGCUGUUAAAGCAAAGUGGCUUGUAAGACCACCGUGUGUACGUUUUUACUGUAUUUGACACUUUGAAACCACAAGAAAUGUUCUCAGAAGGAAAAUCAUUCCCCUCCCCCUAAACGCUGGUUGUUCUCUCAAGCUGGCAGCGUGCUAAUCUGGUACUUUUCCAAGUGCGGUUUCAGGUUUGAGUCAGCAUUGACGAACUUUGAUUCAAGCACAACCACGAAAACGGUUGUCUGUUACAGAAAUAAACUGUAAAGUCCCUCAGCAAAUUUUUCCUUUAGCAUUUUCCAUUUAGCUUUUGAUGCCUCGCUGUAUAGUAGAGUUGUUUGCUUGCACUUUAUUGUGGGGUUGUGGGGGUGGGAUGGUGUUGCUGUGGAAGGGUUUCAGGAUGAUUUAAACAUUUUUUUUAUUUUUUUUUAUUGGUGUCGUCUGUUGAAUUUGUACGAGUGAAAACUAAUUCCUCUGUCAUAGUCAUACUUUUGUAGCAGCCACUUGUAGAUCAGAUUCACAUUCUCGUAGCGUCCACUCUUGGAAAGCUUAGACUGCUUGCUCAGAGAGUUUCCUACAUUACACAAAGCCUGGAUCGAGUACAAGCAAAUCACUUGUUCCACACUGCAAGCUGAUACUGAAUUAAAAGCAUCCAUCAAAUUCAUUUCACUCAUGAUUCACCACAACAUGCGGAAUGUGGUCACAUGUCUGAGCAGUAGUCUUGAGUACAAGCCUGUGCCUGCAUGAGAACAUUAACCGGAGGCAUUCUCUUGAGUCAAGGCUGGUUGUCAAUCAAGAGUGGGAGAAAAUGGAUUGGCAUGGACAAGAGACUGACCUUUACAUCUCACACCGAAUGCUGACAAGGUCCCGACUGUUGCUGCAUCUGUCUGUCUCUUUCUUUCUCAAUGCUAGUCAUGUUUUAGUGCUGGGUUUAUAGUUGUAGGUCUGUUGCACAGUUGAAGAUGCUGAAAUGUUUAACAGGAUGCCACAGUAGCAGCUAGAAAUCACAGUGCUUUCUAAAGGCUCAAAAGAACCCACUGUAUUCAGAGUUUCGUCAUUUUGUAAACAGUUGAAAAGCCAUAUACUUGGUUGUAUUUCAGUGUCACAGCAUGUACAGUUUUUGCCAUGAUCGCCAUGAAAGUUUGGCUGAAGUAGCUUUGGUGUUUCAUCAUUGCAUGGUCAGUCUUAAUGCUCGCAUUUCAGGCUGUACAUCUUUAUCAAAGCCUAGUGAACAUUAACUGUCAUUUAGCAGGAAACAGCUGUGGCAUCUGUAUUUUUGUGUGGUUUUUCACACAAGUGUUCCACUGAAAUCAUGACCCCACUUUUUUUUUUGUUUGAACUUGUUCAGUGAGAGGAAACAGUCAGACCUUUCAUUCUUGUGGUUUGUUGCUUCAGGUGAAAUGUGCCAAAAGUGCUGUUUUGUAUGAUAAGAAUUCUGCCUUUUUUUGUUUUGAUGUUUCAGAUGUUUUUUUAAUUAUUAAAAGUUGUGAGAACACAGAA